Messenger RNA from Telopea speciosissima, 2530 nucleotides. RefSeq names its product lysM domain receptor-like kinase 3. Gene Ontology annotation, biological process: protein phosphorylation; innate immune response. NCBI's taxonomy places the organism in Eukaryota, Viridiplantae, Streptophyta, Magnoliopsida, Proteales, Proteaceae. The transcript is spliced from 13 exons. The coding region runs from base 171 to 2228 and encodes 685 amino acids. Gene Ontology annotation, molecular function: ATP binding; transmembrane receptor protein kinase activity. The record is from RefSeq and is a predicted model, not a curated record.
UCUCAUUUAGUGUUGUUCUUUCCUUUGUUUGUACUCAAAUCUCCACCAAGUGUAGUGGAGCUGUCUUCUCCUCUUCCGUACCAGAGCCUCCGCUGUUCUUCUCUGAGCUUCAUUUCUUUCCAUCUCUGCAAAUCAUGUAACAUAUCUGCUCUAAUUUGGUUCUAUCUCCAAUGCUCUGCAAUCGUUUUCCACUCAGGUUUUUUUCAUCCGUGGUUUCAUCACUGAUCGAAGCUGCAAUGAAGGUUGUACAGAUCUAUCUGUUGACUAUAGUCUUGUUGUUCAAUUUGCAAUGCUCGUUUUCGGAUAAUACACCCUUGAACUGCUCAGAUACCACUCGCCUCUGCACGUCUUUUCUGGCCUUCAAGCCAAAUCCGGACCAGACCCUGGCUGUAAUUCAGAGCAUGUUUGAUGUUUUACCGCAAGAUGUAACGGUCGAGGGAAACGAUUUUGGCUAUUUCUUCAUCAGGAAGAACUGUUCGUGUAGUGCUUCGAUCAAGAAGUACCUGACCAACACAACUUUUACGGUCAGGCAAGAUAAAGGAUUGGUCUAUGAAAUGGUGAUGGAAGCGUACGGCGGUCUUGCCUUCACGCCCAAUUCGACACGGGAAGCGCGUUAUGGUUCGGUGGUGUCCUUGCAUCUCAUGUGUGGAUGUUCGAACAGGUUGUGGAAUUACUUGAUGAGUUAUGUGAUGCAAGAUGGGGACACGGUCGAAUCAUUGGCCAGCAGGUUUGGGGUGAGCAUGGAUAACAUUGAGUCUGUGAACGGAAUUGCAAAUCCGGAUAAUGUAUCUGUUGGGGCCGUUUAUUACAUUCCACUGAAUUCAGUUCCUGGUGAACCUUAUCCGCUAGAGAAGGAGAUUUCUCCUGCUCCUGUUCCUGUUCCUGGUCCAUCACCAUCUGUCUACACUGUCUCAGCAAAUCAAGCAAAUCAUAAAACUCAUCUGCCAUAUGGAUGGAUUAUAGGGAGCCUAGGAGUUGGUCUUGUUUUGAUACUCACAACUAUACUUAUCUGUGUCUCAUGCAAGUCAUCCAUCUGCUGUGCUGUCACCCCAGGAAGUCGUGCAAAAGAUCCUGAUGGAAAGACCUCUCAUAAAUUUCAUAUCCUUCGGACAACAAGUUUCUGUUGUGCUUCAGGACGGUCUAUCAGCUGCAAGUCAGAGAACUUGAAGCCAACUAAUGGAGAAUCUAACAAUCGCCAAAUAAAUAUUCCUAAAGAAAUGGAGACUGAUGUGUUUGACAUGGAGAAACCUGUUGUUUUCACAAAUGAAGAAAUUCAUUCUUCAACUGAUGGUUUCUCUGAUUCAAAUCUGCUAGGGCAUGGGACAUAUGGUUCUGUUUACUAUGGAAUUCUUCGAGACCAAAUGGUUGCAAUCAAAAGAAUGACUGCUACUAAGACUAAAGAAUUCAUGGCAGAGAUGAAAGUUUUAUGCAAAGUCCAUCAUGCAAAUUUGGUAGAAUUGAUUGGAUUUGCAGCUACUAAGGAUGAGCUCUUCCUUAUUUAUGAAUAUGCACAAAAGGGUUCUCUUAGAAGCCAUCUACAUGAUCCUCAGAACAAGGGUCAUACAUCCCUUUCAUGGAUCGUGCGGGUUCAAAUUGCACUAGAUGCUGCUAGAGGUCUGGAAUAUAUUCAUGAACACACUAAAAUUCAUUAUGUCCAUCGCGACAUCAAAACAAGCAACAUCUUACUUGAUAGUGCUUUCAGAGCAAAGAUUUCAGAUUUUGGACUAGCAAAACUUGUUGGAAGAGCUGGUGAAGGAGAAGCUUCUGCGACAAGAGUUGUAGGAACCUUUGGUUAUUUGGCUCCAGAAUACUUGAGUGAUGGCCUUGCUACAACCAAAAGCGAUGUUUAUGCAUUUGGUAUUGUUCUUUUUGAGUUAAUUUCUGGAAAAGAAGCAAUUACACGAACUGAAGGCUUGGUGAUGAAAAAUCCUGAAAGACGUUCGUUGAUGUCCAUUAUGCUGGCAGCUCUUAGAAACUCCCCCAACUCAAUGAGCAUGUCAAGCUUGAAGGACUGCAUUGAUCCUAAUAUGAUGGAUUUGUAUCCCCAUGAUUGUGUAUACAAGAUGGCCAUGCUGGCGAAGCAAUGUGUGGAUGAUGAUCCCAUUUUAAGGCCAGACAUGAAGCAAGUGGUGAUUUCCCUGUCACAGAUCCUUCUAUCUUCUGUGGAGUGGGAAGCAACUCUAGCCGGGAACAGCCAAGUUUUCAGUGGCCUUGUGCAAGGGAGAUAGAUGAUGGGUUUAGUUUAUUUCCACCCCACUACAUAGAGACAUCUUUUGUCAUCCCCGUGUGGACUUUUAUAUUCCUUGUGCAUGUGUGUGUAUAGUCGCAGAGAUGAUCCACUUAAAGAGGUGAGCAGUAGUAUUCAUGCCUGUCACUUAUCGUCUUCACCUUUUUGUCCACUAAAAUUGAAAAUGUUGUUAUUCUUUUGAUGUUCACUUUGUGAGAAAAUUUUGUAAUAUGAUACUUGAUAGAUAUAAAGGAAAAUUUCGGUUACUUUAAUCCAAAAUAAUCUAUAUAAGUAGCUUGUUUC